CUCAAAUUCCAUAUUGAUUUAAAAAAAAUAGUUUUUUUAAUUGGUAAAGUGGGUUUUAAAUCUCUAUAUAAAGCUCUCUCACAGGUCAUUUCUUCUCAUCACGCUAGGAUAUUUACAAUCACAAAACUUGCCACCUUUUCCUUCUUAGCUUUCCUAUUACUCUUUUCUCUUUUAUUCUCCUUUAAACCUUCCACUUGAUCAAAUGGCUUCUGUUGAGGUUCAAUCAGCCCCUGCACCAUUGGCAGAAAUUAAAGCAGAGGUCGAGGUGAGCCCCACAAUAGAGGAACCAAAGGUAGAGGAAGCCGCGGCUCCGGCUAGCGCCGAGGCAGAGCCAGUUGCUGAAAAGCCAACUGAAGAAACAACACCAGAAGCCGAAGCCCAGCCGAAAGCAGAGGAAGAGGUUGAGACCAAGGAAGUAGAAACAGAAGAGAAUACAAAAAAGAAAGCAGAAGAGGUAAUAAAGGAGAGAACAGAGGAACCAGUAGCGGCUGAGGAAGUUAAGGGAGAAGAGGCGGUAGCCGUAGAGGAAGAAGCUCCGGCGGCUGAAGCCAAGCCAGAAGAAGAAACACCGGCUGCUCCAGUAGCUGAGGAAGCCGCCAAAGAGGUUGUGGAAGAAGCAGCCACCAGCAAUGAAGUUUCAGUUGAGAAGGCUGCCGAAGAGUGAGGUGAAGAAAUGGGAUGGUUGGUUGGUGGGGUGUUUUAGACUUUUGCAAGUCUUAAUUAAGGAUGGAUUAUGUUAAGAUUUUAUUUUGAUUUUAGUAUUGUUUUUUUUUUCGGAUUUGCUUACUAAUAGUACUACUACUAGUCUACUACUAUGAAUUACAGUGGGGGAUAUAUAAUUUGUAAUGCCUGUCACUGUGGGAUGGGGGUUUGUUUUUAUGAGUUGAAUGUGUCGUCUGGUGCUUUCGCAUUGAAUAAAAAAUCUGUUUGAUCUUUAUUUUCUUUGUUGUGAUGGCUGCCAAGUGUAUGCUUAUUAUCACUACUAAUUGCGUCUUGGAAUUGCUAUAGAGAAUGACAUUCAGCCGGAUCAAGCUACUACAUACAUUCUGCUGUCAAAUUUUGACACCACAAAUUAAACAAAAUGGGGUCAAUCAUCGAUAUACGAAUUAGUAUAUUGUAAUGGUUUCGAAGUUUCAUCAUAAAUAAAAGGUCCAUCUUAU
Messenger RNA from Cuscuta epithymum, 1160 nucleotides. NCBI's taxonomy places the organism in Eukaryota, Viridiplantae, Streptophyta, Magnoliopsida, Solanales, Convolvulaceae. The record is from the annotation of a GenBank genome assembly.